UGAAACAUCACUCUUGCAGUAUAGCAGCGUGUGUUGAUUUUGUGCGUUGAUAAUUCUGUUUAUUUUACUGUAGUGAAAAUGUUUAAUUGCCCUUCGUGUAAAAAAUGUGUUGCAGUGAAGUCCAUAAAGGAUAUUAAGAUUCAUUUAGGCCAUCAUAAGCAGUAUGGAGAACUAGACUUUCCCAUUCGUUGUUGUGAACCAUAUUGCCAAGCUACAUGCGACUACAUUUACAAUUACGGUAGGCACUUCGAAAAAUUCCAUUCCUUUAAUACAGAGGGUGGGGACGUUGUUAUGUCUGAAAGUGAAGAAAUUGAUGACCUUGGUUUGCACGAAAACGAAAUCAUAGACAAUAGACCUAAUAAACGCCCCUCAUUGAAAGACAAAAUGGUUGCAACAAGAAUGGCCUUGCAGGGAGCGGUAACAAACAUGGUGAUAGAUUUAAGAGGGAGAGGAAAUGUCCCAUUCAAUGUAACAAUUGACGUAGUAGAAUAUUUCAAAGAUGUCUUUGAAAUAAUUGUAGAUAACUUUAGUGAGGCGCUGAAAACCGAGUUCGAUUCAUUUGAUCUUGAAAAUGUUAAAGCAAAAGUGAUGGAUAUUAGUCUUGAAUUUAAAGGUUUGCAAAGCGUAUUUGAUGGCUUUGCAUUUGAAUAUCGCAUUCGCAAAUUAUAUGAGAAUCAUCCUCGAUUUGUUUCACCUGAACCCAUUGUCAUCGGACAUUAUCAUGCCAUUGAACGUGUUGUAGUUGACGGCAAAUUAAAUCACGUUAUUGUAGAAAAACCUUGCAUUGCACAAUACGUUUCAAUUAAAAAAACUUUUUUGUCUUUGAUAAAGGAUCCACUUUAUUUAAAAUGUCUGCUACAAUGCUAUCAAGGACAAGAAGGUGUUUAUUCUUGCUUUCGAAGUGGUUCAAGGUUUACGGAGUUAAGCAUUAAUGAUUCAGGGCGAAUUGUUUCAUAUAUUCAAAUAUUUUACGAUGGCCUUGGAAUCACCAAUCCGCUUAAGGCAGGAGCGUCUAAACACAAUAGCGGCAUGUUUUAUUUCACAAAUCUCUCUUUACCUCCGAGCCACAAUGCUACGUUAGCUAAUAUUCAUCUACUAGCAAUGUGUCACUCAAAUGACAUAAAAAAUAAAAAUUCAUUAAAUCAGUUGUUAAGUAAAAUAGUUUCAGAGCUUAAAGAUUUAAACAAAAAUGGAAUUGAAAUUGAAAGUUCCGACGGGCAGAAAAAAACUUUAUAUGUAAAAUUAGGACAAUUUACAGCGGAUAAUUUGGGUAUGAACCAGAUUUGUGGCCUAGUAGAGAGUUUUCUGGUGAUUAUUUUUGUAUACUCUGCUAUGCGACUCGUGAAGAAAUGCAUAGGCAUCAUAAAGAAGAUAAAUUUAUUUUACGUUGUCCAAUUCAGUAUGAGUGUGACAUUUCAAGGUUAG
Messenger RNA from Daphnia magna, 1425 nucleotides. RefSeq lists its product as uncharacterized. The coding region runs from base 79 to 1425 and encodes 448 amino acids. The transcript has a single exon. Lineage: Eukaryota; Metazoa; Arthropoda; Branchiopoda; Diplostraca; Daphniidae. The record is from RefSeq and is a predicted model, not a curated record.